This is a messenger RNA of Aspergillus saccharolyticus JOP 1030-1, 1794 nucleotides long. RefSeq lists its product as uncharacterized. NCBI's taxonomy places the organism in Eukaryota, Fungi, Ascomycota, Eurotiomycetes, Eurotiales, Aspergillaceae. The transcript is spliced from 3 exons. The record is from RefSeq and is a predicted model, not a curated record. The coding region runs from base 209 to 1411 and encodes 400 amino acids.
CCACGGGCAACCACCACGCAAACACCCUUCCCCCCCUCUCCUUCCUACAUGCCCGUCAGGUCAGCGUCUAGAACCACUUCGACUACUAGACUGUCACAGUUCGUGCCAGACUAGAUUAGAAAGGGUCUUUAGCUACAGCAUUUCAACAAACCCAUGCCAGGCCAUUCUUCGCCAGUGAAUGCGCCAUCCUGACCUGUGAUCCGCCGCCAUGUUGGCUCUCCGCGAUCAAGAGAACCUGGUACAUAAUCACCAGACUGUCGCCGCGUCGAAACCGCUGAACCAGGGCGCAAGACACCUACAACCAAAGACGCCUGGAGCUCGAGCACCCAAAACGCCUUUCAAGAUUCCGUUGAACGAUGAAAAUGACCCAUUGGCCUUUGGGAAGAAGACUGUGAAGGGGGCAGGUAAACAGAAGGAACCCGUCAAAGAUGCUUUUACGACUCCAUUGGCAGACCCUCGUCAACGCGCCCCUUUGGGCAUGAAAACCACGAAUGCCAAAGCUAGAGGCCUACAGACACCCGCGCCGCCUGGAGGAACCGCAAAGCCAGAGAAGACCCUUAAGAGAGGUUCGACACAGAGGGCCAAAAAGUUUUCCCCUUUUGUCGAACAAGCGCAGCCCGAAGUACACACCCAGUCUGUGCAGGAUGACAUUCCCGAUAUCGAGUACAUGCCGCCUAAGCCUAAAGGUCUUCCGGAUCAUCCUGAUGAGAUCAAAUACGAUACUACUUUCCCUCAAUUUCAGCCGAAGAACCUUGCUCGCGGAUUGGAAAGCGUGUAUGGAGCUGACAAUGAGAUUGGACCUGAUGGCCUCACCAGAAGAGAGCGCAAAUUUCAGAAAGAUUCAGCCGCUUAUGACAAAAUGAUUGAUGAUAUGAUCUUGAAGCAGGUCGAAAGCAUCGGUUUUGAUGAGGUGUCUGAAUCAGAACAUGAGAAGCCUACUGUGGACGAGACGAUAACACGCCCUGUCGGAACUCGUCGUACCAGGGCCACUACAAGACUGACCCAAGGUACCAGCAAUGUAUCUACCGUACGUGCUCGCGAUGCUGCUACCGCUCUCUCCGGCACAUACCGAUCGGUUCCCCGCACUCGAUCCUCUACUUCGACCAAACCAAAGACAAGGGUGACCACGUCUUUAUUUCCUGCAAGAAAGUCGGGCGUGCGAAGCAAUCCGUCAAGCAUGCAUCGCACCGCAGCUGAGGCAAAUUCCAAAUCGACUUUGGGGUACACUCGCGGUCGCGAGGUAUCAUCUAGAAUGAGUAGCAGGACAACCACCCCGAUUAAGCAGGAUACGGUUCCAAAGGGCAUAUUAUCACCGGAAACUUACAUGCAUCCCCCCGGCUUGGUCGCUGAUGAGCAGCUCCCAGUCUACGAGGAAGAUGAGGAAGCUCAAAAUUUCCAGUUGACGUUGUGAAGACGAGUUCGUACAUGGGAUUGAGUGAUGACAUCCCAAGUACAUAUUCCGGUGUCUAGGGGCAAAGGGGAUCCUUGUGAUUCCAUGGUGUUAUGCAUGCUUUAUUUCUUCACUCUUUUUUUUUUCACGAGUUUUGAGUUUAUUGUGAUCUUAUUGUUCGACAAAGCAUGAUGGGUAAAUGACUCUGCGCGGACAGCAGUGAUGAAGGUAUUAAGGGGCGUUCGUUGCGUAUGAAGUGAUUUUAAAGAUUAUGAUUACAAGCAGCAUUUAGCUUAUGGGGAGCUUCUAAUGUCAUGACGCAGGGGAAGAUGGGAGCUAAAGAGAUCGACAAGGCAAUGGGUGCAAGUUACGUGUCAUAGGGUACUUAGCAAGUUAGCAUUGAU